This is a messenger RNA of Camellia sinensis, 540 nucleotides long. The record is from RefSeq and is a predicted model, not a curated record. Lineage: Eukaryota; Viridiplantae; Streptophyta; Magnoliopsida; Ericales; Theaceae.
AUGGCAUUGGGAAGUAAAGGUGAAGAAGAUGUGAGAUGGCUUGACAGUGGUCUGCAGGAGGCUAUGGAUAAUUUAUUAGAAAGGCGUUCUGCUGGGCAAUUUGAUACAUUUUAUUUUCCAGAUGAUGAUAAUGUGUACAGUUCAGAAAUUAGAGAACUUUUAAGCAGGAGAAGAGUCUCUAAUCUUCUUCGAAGUGAUUUCCGUGAGAGCCUAGACCAAUUGAUACAAUCAUAUGUGGAAAGGCAAGUUUAUGCUUCGGUUGACUGGGAACUGGAUGGAACUUCAUCACCCUCUCCAAACUCUCCAGCAUUGGUGGUGCAAGAUGUGCAGCAGAGUGGAGAUCAGAACCAGGGUCAGUUGGAUGAUGUGGGGGGUCCACUUGUUCUUCCUUCAAUGCCCUUUCAGGACCAGGAGUUGCAAGAUGAUAACUGGCCUCGAAACAACUUGCAUCAAUGCUCGGGCAUUGUGAGUUUAUCCCAAAUCAAGUAUUGCUGUUUUUUUUUUUUCUUUUGCACAGAUUUUCUCAAUUACUUCAAUUAG